CCAAGUAUCUUCAAUUUACCCAAUGAAAUAUUAUUUAUUAUUAUCAAGAAAUUGAAUAUUGCUGAUGUUAUUCAUUCACUUGUCGAUGUUAAUGAACGAUUUGUUCAAUUACUAUUUGAUCCUCUGUAUAUUCAAAAUCUUAAUAUUACACUUAUGACUAUCAAGUCAUUUUAUCAACGUACUUUUUCAAUACAUGAACAAGUUCUUUCAAAUAUAUAUGAAAACAUCUUACCCAAUAUUCAUCAUCAAGUUAAACAACUUGCUAUUGAACAACAUUCAAUAGAACGUAUUCUCACUCACAAUUAUUCUCAACUUUAUUCAUUGUCACUUGUUAAUUUUAAAGAAGAAGUACUCUAUCAAUAUCUAAGAGAUUAUUCAGCUCUUCGUAAUCUUCUUACACAUCAAAUCACACAUCUAAAUGUUGAUAUUCAGAGUGACGAAAUACAAACAUUAUUAUCUAAAAUUUCAUCAAAUAUAUUUACAUUGAUUUUGUCUCUAUGUCAACGAUUAAUCAAGUUGAAUUUUUCUCAAGUAUUUUCUUAUCGAAAUUCGUUUAUUCCGAUUUGUAAAUUACCAGAAACAUGUCUUACAUAUUCAACUUUGAUCGAAUUAAAAAUAAAUGUUGCAACGUUUAAUGAUUGUCUUUGUCUUCUUAAUAGACGUUUCGAUUGCUUAUCAAAAUUAACUAUCAAUGUAGGAGAUAUCAAAUAUGAACGAAAACAAAUAAACAACAAGAUAAAUCUGAAAUAUUGCUUGGAAGUAAAAGAUUAA
Messenger RNA from Adineta steineri, 771 nucleotides. The record is from the annotation of a GenBank genome assembly. NCBI's taxonomy places the organism in Eukaryota, Metazoa, Rotifera, Eurotatoria, Adinetida, Adinetidae.